AUGAUAUCGAACGCUAUUGCGACACUUUGUUUCCUAUUCCUAUCCAUCGAAGUCCACCUGGUAUCUGCAGCUAGCAUUCAUGGAAACAAGCUUAAACCAAGGGGAACCAUUCUUGGGGAAAACUUAUUCAACCCUACCAUCCCCUGGUUAAGCCCAGCUUGUCGAUUAGGCUUGAUUAGUUAUGAGGGUAAGCAAUGGGGAGCGUAUCCAUUCGGGAAAGACCCUCCCCAACGACCAACUUGGCUCGAAGGGCAAGCUGUUAAAGAUUUUUUUGCAACGGGAAACCGGCCACAUUUUUGGCGCAUCCCCCAAGAUGAUUGGGCGUAUCAGCAGGGGGGGAAACCCUGCUGGAAUAUCGACACAGAUGUGGGCCCGGGUUUUGCGGAUGAUGGCCUGAAGGAGUAUUUCAUUGCUGGGUACUGUUUUUGUCAGUUUUUCUUAAAUCGUGAUUGUAAUGGCUACAUGGUUGUCGGCGACGGGCUACCCCAAACGACAGGUUACAUUGGUCUAGAAGAAAAGACAAAAGGAUUUGGCCGGCUUGAAAGGGUUGGUAAUCCACGAACGUUUUACAAGAGUUUUGCAUGCUAUGCCACCUCCACCCAGUAUGAUUCCCAGUGUAAAAUAUCUAUUUCGAAUUUAGGGGAUCAAGUCAAAGGGCUCAAUCAAGUGGAUGGGUUAACAAAAGCACUUAAGAUUGAAAGAAACUUCAACAUACCCCUACGGACUUUCGACGCGGAGUCGAGGGAAGCGGCGGCUGAGGAAGCGGAGGAAGGCGAUGCAGUGAUAGAGAUGUUUACUGGCAGAGGAUCCUGUCUUCGUGUAUCGGAUGUGCGUCCGUAUACAAGCGAGAGCGGGAUUCAGAUGAGGUGGUGGGAAAUUGAAAACUGUACAUGCAGGUUUUAUAUAACUGAGAAUUGUGAAGGGCGGCCAAUAUUGGUUGAUGGUAGUCUUGGAAAGGUGACAAGGGACGAGUCUCAGUGGGGACCUGUUGGCCUUAAGAAUGCUUAUUCGCGGCCGAAGAUCAAAAGCUUGCGAUGUGACGCCCCAUACGGAAUUCCAUCUACCACUCGGAACAGGUGGUAG
This is a messenger RNA of Orbilia oligospora ATCC 24927, 1083 nucleotides long. RefSeq lists its product as uncharacterized. The transcript has a single exon. Bases 1 to 1083 code for a protein of 360 amino acids. NCBI's taxonomy places the organism in Eukaryota, Fungi, Ascomycota, Orbiliomycetes, Orbiliales, Orbiliaceae. The record is from RefSeq and is a predicted model, not a curated record.